This is a messenger RNA of Schizophyllum commune H4-8, 165 nucleotides long. RefSeq lists its product as uncharacterized. The annotation marks the transcript as partial. The transcript has a single exon. Lineage: Eukaryota; Fungi; Basidiomycota; Agaricomycetes; Agaricales; Schizophyllaceae. The record is from RefSeq and is a predicted model, not a curated record.
CGUCGGCACCCGCUGCUCAUUGCGCCGUACGACCCGCUCAGCACGGUGAUCGCCCGUGCUUCCUCCGUCGCGCCUCCCGGGCCGUAUCUCCGUCCUCACGUGUCGCGCCUGCGCGCUUCCCUUCCCGUCUGCACGUCCCCAUUGACACGCGCAGAAUCGUCGUAG